UGGACAUCAUAAGUCACUCUAGCCUACUGCUGAUUACUGGAUUUAAUGAAAAUGAAGAGUCUACUUCUGGUCUGCUGCUUGGUCGUAGUGGUGGUGGCGAGACCCAGUGACAAAUACACUGACAAAUAUGACAACUUGGACAUCCAAGAAAUUCUAGAAAACAAACGCUUGUUAGAAGCUUAUGUUAAUUGUGUAUUGGAUAAGGGUAAAUGCACAGCUGAAGGAAAGGAAUUGAAGGAACACCUACAGGAGGCUAUCGAAACGGGCUGUGAAAAAUGUACUGAGGCUCAAGAAAAAGGUGCAUACAAAGCUAUUGAGUAUUUGAUAAAGAACGAACUUCAGAUUUGGCACAAACUAACAGACAAGUUUGAUCCUUCUGGUAAAUAUAGGAAGAUGUAUGAAGACCGCGCCAAGGCCAACGGUAUAGUCAUUCCUGAAGAAAGACUGAUGUCUAGAAUAGGUCUUAAAACCUGUCAUACAGGUCAACAGUGCCCCAUACCGACAACUUGGAGAAUGAAAUUGAUAUUAAUAUCGACUAUAGCGCUCGGUAUUGUGACGUUGGCACUGGCAGAAGAACGUCAAUAUACGGAUAGAUAUGACAAUAUUAAUAUAGAUGAGAUUAUAAAUAAUCGUAGACUAUUGGUUCCUUAUAUAAAGUGCAUUUUGGAAACGGGACGUUGCACUGCCGAAGGGAAAGAGCUUAAAAACCACAUAAAAGAUGCUAUGCAAACAGCAUGCUCAAAAUGUACUCAAUGGCAGAGAAAGGGCGCUAGAAAAGUCGUUAAACACAUUAGAGAGAAUGAGACGGAAUACUGGCAGAAAAUGUUAAGUAAAUAUGAUCCCAAAGGCGAAUACAAAAGUAUUUAUGAACCGUUUUUAGAAUCUGACGACUAA
Messenger RNA from Achroia grisella, 894 nucleotides. RefSeq lists its product as uncharacterized. The transcript has 6 exons. NCBI's taxonomy places the organism in Eukaryota, Metazoa, Arthropoda, Insecta, Lepidoptera, Pyralidae. Bases 46 to 894 code for a protein of 282 amino acids. The record is from RefSeq and is a predicted model, not a curated record.